UCAACUGAGCUCAGAGAGAGAGAGACUGGAAGGUAGAAGGUGAAAGGAGAUAGCUUCAAGAAUAAUAAUAAAAAAGGAAUAAAAGGGUCCGCGGCGAUGCGAAGAUUUGAGACUCGCUAAAAGUUCGCGUGGAUGUUUGGGUGUGGUUGUCAUGGCAACGCGUCGGAGUGUAGUAAAACUGUGAGUUUUGUUAUUAUUACCCUAUUAUACAUCAUAUUUAUGCAAUCUAAGGGAAGUGAAGAGUUAGUUAGGCCAAUAAUACAGUAAAAAUAUCGGCGAUUAGAGCUGAAUUGCAUGAGAGAAGAGGAGAAGGCGUUGAAAUGUUACCCCGUUGAGUGGGCUGAGACGCGGCGUGUGUGUUGAGUGUGUGUUAUUACUAGCUCUGUUUACUUAUUUACUGACUUACUAGAAGAUAGAUAAUAUAAUGCCGUUGCGAAGCGGUGUGUGUGGAUAAGCGAAAGACAGGACCAAGAGGAGGAGGACCUACGAAGCGAUACAGCUCAAAAGAAGGGUCACGCAUGAGGCCAGCAGGCACCGGGCAGAUGAAGUUCAUGCAGGAGAGAGUGGCGGGUGUGGAGAAGCACUUUGGACACAUCUGCAGUGCUCUGGGCGCCUACACGAGGAAGGAGGCAAAGCUGCGGGACAAGGGAGAUGAGGUGUCCCGGGCGCUGCAGGACUAUGGCGAGGAGGAGAGCCUCAAUAAAAGCCUCCGGGCGGCGCUCUGUGAGACGGCCGACACACUCGCUGCUGUCCAGGACUACAGGGACGUCAAGGUGGAGCGGCUGGAGGCGAGGGUGGUUGGGGAGGUGGCCAUGUACGGGGGUGUCUGCAGGACUGCCCGGGACGAACUCAAGCGCGGCUUUGACACUCGCCAGCGGGAGAUUGCUCACCGCCGCAGCCUUGAGAAAGUCAAGACGCGCCACCCACAGAACAGGCAGCAGAUUAUCAUCGCCGAGACCAAGCUCCAGAAGGCCACAGCGGAGGCCCAGCGCGCCUGCCACAACCUGGAGGACAUGACGGACCAAUUUGAACAGAAGAAAAUAUCAGACCUGAAGAAAAUUUUAAAGGAGUUUGUUCAGAAUGAGAUAGCCUUCCACGCCAAGGCCUUGGAGCUGUACACACGCGCCUACAACCAGGUGUCCAGCAUUGAGGAGGACGAGGACUUGGAGGCCUUCCGUAACGCGAGGGACGUCUUUGAUGCGGAGUUCCGUAAUGCACUGAAGGGCAAUGCUGUGGGUCGUGUCGAGGCGGUCGGGGCCGGUGAAGGCUCGUCUUUGUCCCCUGUCAUUGUUACAUCGCGCCGCAACAGACUCCCUCGCAAAAAGGGUGAACUGAAAAAGUCAAUGGAGAAGCUGCAAGUUGAAGACUAUGAAGAAAUACACCAAAGCACAUCAAGUGAAGAUGACUGACCACAAGAGGCUGCACCCACAGACAGGCGCCUGCCGAGUCACAUGGACUGAGGCCUCCACUGUG
This is a messenger RNA of Eriocheir sinensis (Chinese mitten crab), 1473 nucleotides long. RefSeq names its product CBY1-interacting BAR domain-containing protein 1-like (gene Fam92). Gene Ontology annotation, biological process: cilium assembly. Gene Ontology annotation, cellular component: ciliary basal body; ciliary transition zone. The transcript has 9 exons. NCBI's taxonomy places the organism in Eukaryota, Metazoa, Arthropoda, Malacostraca, Decapoda, Varunidae. The coding region runs from base 519 to 1409 and encodes 296 amino acids. The record is from RefSeq and is a predicted model, not a curated record.